Molecule: messenger RNA, 441 nt
Organism: Talaromyces stipitatus ATCC 10500
Lineage: Eukaryota; Fungi; Ascomycota; Eurotiomycetes; Eurotiales; Trichocomaceae
Exons: 2
Coding region: 1-441 (146 amino acids)
Source: RefSeq, a predicted model, not a curated record
AUGCUCCUAGAAUCGGCUCAAACAUUGGACGAGGACAUGGCUAUGGAAAUUUUAGACAAAUUGGUCGAUGGAGAGAAACUCAACGGCGACAGAUACGAGCUGCAACUAGCCGAUGGCCGUGCAGGUUACGGCGAUAUGGUAGCCAUGAGUUCUACUUCCCAUGGCGUACUACGCAUGAAUGAGCAUCAUUUCGGAACUUCUUCCAUCUUGGGACUCGCAGGAGUGAAUUCGACCACUCAUAGCACGACGCAGAGAUACUACGACGACAGCAUCUUAUUAGAAGCAUGCCGCGCUCAGUAUUAUGGACAUAUGCAAAAUGGGUUUACGGCCCGUCAUUCUGCAAUUGAUGCGGACGCCGAACAAACCCGAGACGCACACACCCAUUUAUGUACCUCCACAACAGACGAAUACAACCUCACGUCGACACUUUUGGCCAUGUAA